GUGGCAACGACCCGGUAGCCCGGUAUCGGGCAUGGAGGACCAAGGUACCAAGGUACCAAGGUACUUUGCAGGCCGGGCACUUACAUAAGCAAUGCAAAGUGGCUGUUGUCAGGAGGACAGUGCUUGCCUCCAAGUCACACGUGUUUCCGCACGAUGCAUUACGAAAGCUGUCAGAAAGCAGCCAUUGAUUGGUGUCGCAUGUCUCGCAGUCCCAUCCCAUCCCAUCCCAUCCUAUCCUAUCCCAUCCCAUCCCAUCCUAUCCUAUCCUAUCCCAUCCCAUCCCAUCUACCAUGUGCAGAUAUCUGGCUGGAUCGACAUAUAAUUCGGUACCGAAACCACCAAUGAGGCUAACCUCAGGGCUGCUCUCCCAAGGCUGUUAACAAUCCGUCGCGCCACGACAAUGGUAGCGUGAGCGUUGUGUCCAUCACGCAUCGUUCCCCCCCCUUGCGCAUCAACGCCGACCAUGGAAGCCUCUCCUUUAACGCAACAGGCUCGACCUGACCACUUCCAGCCUAAGAUUGUCCAGCUGUAUGAGGUGCUAUUCAAGGACGACGUCGACGGGGAUGGAGACAAGCCCGAGGGCUUCUGGCGCGAGUUCUUCCUCCUGAAACCAGACCGAAUCUCCCUGCAGCGAAUCCUAGCCGAUCUAGGACCCGAAGACCUGCUGGGCCUACAAUCACAAACCAGAUACCUCUUCUCGAGAGCGGUGGAAUGCCUGAAGAAGGAUAACGUCGUCGCCGAUUCCCACGCGCUCGAGACCUUGACCACCUUCUUCUCCGCGAUCCUCUCGAAGAGGUACACGAACCCGAGCUCUGAUAUCAUUGCCGUGCUGGCCGGACUGGACCACGUCGAUGCGGUCUUCACCGACUUUGUAGGAGCCCUGGAUGGGAUAAUUCGCAAUGGGAAGACAAUGGAGGUUCGGCAGAGGGCGGUGGAAGUGGUGCUGUCCAUCACCUCAGGCGCAUACCAGACAAGCCUUCUCACAUAUUUCAUACAACGGGAUCUCUUCCCCGCCAUCAUGAAGUUCAUCCAAGAAUCCGACUCGCCUUCCCGCGCCCUCGAACCGUUCACCUUGCUAGGGCUGUUAGCGAACUACAACAAGUUCGAGUUCCAAAACCCGUAUCAGUUGCGGCUUAACGACUUCGUCAACGAGGCGGCUAUACAGAAGAUCGUCAGAUGCGUCGGCUACACCUGCCGAAAUCUAAGGGGUCAAUAUAUCGAUAUACUACAGGAUUUGCCUGAAGGGUGGUCUAUCACCAGUACUCUGAACAUGAUCGGGCUUGGCGCUAUCGCGCCCGGUGCGAAGGCAAACCACAAACCAACAUACGAUCCGGAGAUAGCGAAACAGAUGUUCUCAAAGCUGCCCGGGGAGGAGGCGGCCCUACUACUAGGGACGUACGACUUUAGCCACGCGAAUAAACUCUUCUGCUUUAACCUCGUCACCCUAGCGGCCGACAAGGGCGAGGAGCAACCCAUCUCGAGCUUCCUGUCGCUGACGUCUUACCUACUGCAGCACGCAUUCUUGUCCGCCCGAGCGACUAACUACGCUCAUCUCAGCCUGAUGGUGUUCCGGUUAGUGGUCGAGGACCAGCUGCUGUGUAAGAGGAUCUGCAGCGAGGAGAGCAAGGUUGCGGUCCGGCUGUGCCGUCAACGGCAGCCGUUCCUGCCGGCGGCGCGGGGCGAGCGAAUCCUAGCGACGAGCGUGCUAGACACGAUGAUCGACGGCAUCAACCACAAUCUGCGGCGCAGGCUGGACGUAAGCCUGUACACGCUCUGCGUCGGCAUCAUGCUGCGCAUCAUCUCGUACCUUUCCCGGUCGAGAACGCGGUUGCAGUACCACUGGUCCGAGCUGUUCCGGUCGCUGCUGUCCCUCAUCCGCUUCCUGACCGCCUACGCGUCAGACCUCAGGAGCUUGUCGCACUUCGACUCGCUCCUGGACCUGGUGGUGAAUCUGCUGGCCCUCUCGCUGUCGGCCGGGGAGGCGUAUCUCCCGACGCCUGCGGCCUAUGACGACCUAUUCUAUAAGGUGGUGGAGAGCGGUGAGGUACUGACUAAAUUCCGCGACACAUACAACUUGUCGAGCCGGCCGUCGAGCUCGAUCGGUACGCUGAUCAGCGUCAGCACGCACUACAAGACGAUGCUGGACUCGGGCGGCUCUAAGAGAAGCCUGACGAGCACAGAGGUAGCAGAGGUAAUCAAGCAGGGUUACGAGACGCUGAGCAUCCAGGCCAAGGAAGGCUUGGACGGCUGGGAACGGUAUCGCGAAGCGGACGAGAAAACGCUGCUGAAGAAGAUGGCGCGGGCGACGGUGACGGACGUGCAGGUGGUUGUGCAAACGUAGUAAUCGGCGGAAUUGCCAGUGGCAGGCCGCCGGGCCCGUGCAGAAAAACGUGGUCGGGGGGUUGCUGCGAUUCGCCUAUUACGGCAAUGGAGACGCGCCGCCGUGCCUCGGGCAGGAGACGACGGUGCUUAAUAAAGGAUUAGUGAGGGUAUCUACGUGCUUGUCGGGCGAGUCGAAAAAUUGAAACCGGAGUGGCAGACGAGCUAUGGGCAGCGUGCUAGUGUCGUAGUUGUGUUCUUCCUCUCGCAUUCCAUGCCGGUUUAAGGACAAGACGACCAGAAAAGAAGAAGAAAAGGAACCGAAAGAGAGAAGGAAAAAAAGGACCUUUAGAUACUCGGC
Durotheca rogersii is the source of this 2680-nucleotide messenger RNA. Its product is annotated as DUF1741-domain-containing protein. The transcript has 6 exons. Bases 464 to 2341 code for a protein of 625 amino acids. Gene Ontology annotation, biological process: regulation of Golgi organization. The record is from RefSeq and is a predicted model, not a curated record. Gene Ontology annotation, cellular component: cytosol. Lineage: Eukaryota; Fungi; Ascomycota; Sordariomycetes; Xylariales; Xylariaceae.